Molecule: messenger RNA, 4525 nt
Organism: Pararge aegeria (speckled wood butterfly)
Lineage: Eukaryota; Metazoa; Arthropoda; Insecta; Lepidoptera; Nymphalidae
Gene: Pnn
Product: pinin
Exons: 6
Coding region: 70-1671 (533 amino acids)
Cellular component (GO): catalytic step 2 spliceosome
Source: RefSeq, a predicted model, not a curated record
UUGUACUGUUUGUCAAACUAAAAUGUUAAUUAUUGCUUUAGUUAUUUAUUUUUGAUAAAAUCGAUUAAUAUGGGGACCGAAGUUGCUAUAUCUUUUAGUUCUUUACGUGCUCAAUUAGAGAGUGAGAAAAGUAGUUUGUUUAAGAUAGAUGAAAACAUAAAGAAAAUAGUACAAACUUCCGGACGAUUUACAGAUAGAUUUAACGCAUCAGGGGAUUACCAAAGAGGUGGUUCGCGGAUUGGUGGUCGUAAUUCAUACCCAGACGUAACUAACAACUACAAAAAUGAUGACCAAACCAGACGCAAAUAUGAAACAAAAACUGUGUUCAGCAGAUUGUCAGCCAGAGCCCAUGACAGCGAUGGUGAAGAAGAAGGUCCGGGGUCCAAGAGAGCCCGCAUGCCUUCAGCUGUAUGCCGGGAGUUGCCCACCAGAGCUGCAGUGUUACGAGCUCAGGGGGAUGAUGAGCAGGCGAGAACGAGAAAUAGAAGAAUAUUUGGCUCCCUGCUGGGGACCCUGCAGAAGUUUAAACAGGAGGAGAUUGUGCUGCAGACUAAAGAAGACAAGAAAGCUCAAGUGGAAAGAAAGAUAGAAGAACAGGCAAGACAAGAAAAAGAAAGAGAACAGAAGGAACGCAAAACCUUAUUUGCUGAGAGGGAACAUAAGAAAGCAUCCAUCAAAGCUCUAGAAGCCAAAAUGGGGCGAGUUCAGGAAUUUGAAAAGUGGGAAGCCUCCCAGCGAUGCUUAGAAAACUUUAUAUUGACUAAAGCAAGUCCCAAUAUCUAUUGGCUACCAAAGAAAAUGUCCGAAAAAGCACAGGAAAAAUUGGAGGAAAGUAGCAAGUAUCAUCAAAAAUGCCUAUUGCGAAAACGUCAAGAGUUACAGGAAGAAUUACGCAGAAUAGAGCAGAAGUGCAUGCGGCCGCGCGGCUUCGCGGCUAAAGAGAACGCACUGGACGCGACGCAGGUGCAGGGCGGCGAGCCGGCCGGCGGGGCGGGAACGCCGGGGGGGCGGGGCGAGCCGGUCACCGGGGCGGGGCCACCAGGGGGGCGGGGCGAGCGCGGAAGCAAGCGAGACAAGUUUGCGAUGGACGUGGACGAGAAAGACCGGGACGACAGCGACGCCGACGAGCGGCCCGCCGGGGGCGACGACGGGGGGCGCGGCGAGGACGGACCAGAUUCCGAGGAAAGUAAAAUGGACACGACUAUUGAGCAGAACACGUCCGUGGUUGUCGACGACAUUAAGAAUAUCACUACCGACACUAACGACAUCAGCGCCGCUGACACUAGUUCCACUAACGAUACUAGCGCCGUUGACACUAGUGUCACGAUGGAUACUAGUGCCGCUGACACUAAUGUCACCAACGACACCACUGCCGCUACCACUAUUGUUGCUAACGACACUAGUGCCUCAAACACUAGUGUUACUAACGAAACUAGGGAUACUAAUGAUACCAGCACUGCUAAUAGUAGCGUCGUUAAUGACAGCAGCGCAGCUAACACUAGUGUUACUAAUGACAUCAGCGCAGCUAACACUAGUGUUACUAAUGAUUCCAGCGCCGCUACCACUGGCGCCAUUAUUGAAACUAAUGACAGUACAAGUGUCUCUGAGGAAACUAGCACGGUGUCAAACAACACUCAGGACACUAAAGAUGACAAAACUGAUCAUUCCUAAUAUCUAGUUAACAUGCACGCUAAUUUUUUCAUUGCCUUACAUCUGCGGCCCGUUUUAUCUCUGAUCGAAAGUAGCUUGAGGUAAAUUGCAAAUACUAGACUGACUGACUACGUCAGAGUAAAAUGAACUUAUUUGCCUCAGUUUAAACCUCAAAUAUUGGAAAUAUAAAAACCAAAACCACGCAAUUUGCGACUCUAAGUGCAGUUCUAUUAAGUCCAUUUUACUUUGAAGUUAUAUUAUGUCUAUACUCGAAAACGACAAUACGAUUGCGAGAAUGCAAAAAUAGUAGAUUGACUAGGCGAAAUAGUUAUAGGUAUCGCAACGGCACCGUUGCUCGCAGACGUAAUAUCGUGUUUCUUAAUGCACCAAAUUUGUUAUUCUCUAACAGACCUUCCGCUCUCGUUGAAGGUUUGCAGCAACCAUUCUGCAGUUAGUAGAGUGUGCUUCGAGUGAUUGACCGAAACAGUCGUAGAUGUCGCUUUGCUCGCAAGCGCUAUAGGAUAUUUCUUACUGCAUCGGUGAUACUCAUUGCAAACAAAAACACUAGAAGUUUCAAAGGUGCUUAUGAAGAGGACUUUGGCUAACAGACCUUCCGCUCUCGUUGAAGGUUUGCAGCAACCAUUCUGCAGUUAGUAGAGUGUGCUUCGAGUGAUUGACCGAAACAGUCGUAGAUGUCGCCGCCGCGUCGCUUUGGUCGCAAGCGCUAUAGGAUAUUUCUUACUGCAUCGGUGAUACUCAUUGCAAACAAAAAGACUAGAAGUUUCAAAGGUGCUUAUGAAGAGGACUUUGGCUAACAGACCUUCCGCUCUCGUUGAAGGUUUGCAGCAACCAUUCUGCAGUUAGUAGAGUGUGCUUCGAGUGAUUGACCGAAACAGUCGUAGAUGUCGUCGCCGCGUCGCUUUGCUCGCAAGCGCUAUAGGAUAUUUCUUACUGCAUCGGUGAUACUCAUUGCAAACAAAAAGACUAGAAGUUUCAAAGGUGCUUAUGAAGAGGACUUUGGAAUGAAUGUUUUUUUUUUAUUUUUUAUUAUUUAGUCGAAUUUACCUUUUUAUUUUUGCCAUAGCAUUAGACAAAUUGAAUAGGUCACGUUUAAGAAGGGAAAAAGUUGCUGUGUGUUAUACAUGCUAGAACGUCACUAGAGUUUUUUAAGAUGUUAUAGUUUAUUCAGCACAAGAGUUUAUAAAAACAUCCCUUCACGUUUUCUAGGUAUUUAGUUAAAUAGAUAUGAAAAUAAAUGAAAGUGGUUUGAAUAUUUUAGUAUAGAGCCUGACUUACUUACUGUCCGCUAUUUGAUUUUUUUUUAUGUAAUAUGUGUUUUUAAAGGUACGUUUUUCACUUGUUUUCAAUCUCACACUGAGAUCUUCUCUUAUCAAUUCUUGUAUUGAUUCUAACAAUUCAUUCGUACAUAUUUUUGCGCAGCCACUAUUUAAAAAAAAAAGUAAAUAGUGGACCUGUAUGCAAAAGGUAUGAAAAAAUAUUCAAAGCCUCUUAUUUAUUUGUAACUGAACUGCAAUAUAAUCGAUUUUAUUAAAUGAGGAUUCUGAUCUUGGCGAAAUUUUGCACUGAGAUACCUUGGAUCCUGGAAACGAACAUAGCAUACUUGUAGCCCGCAAGAACUAGCAAAUCCUUUGGGCUUCUUAAAAAUCAAAACAAACUGGGCCGAAGUUUUGGAUGGCUAGUAUAUUUGUAUAAAGAGAAAAAGAAUUACGCAUUUGUUACGCCAAUGACGUCAUUUGCAUAUUCAGUAGUCAGAAAUGGGUAUAGUAUAACUUGCGUUGAGAGUUUAUUAUAUAGGUUCAGAUUUCAGAGUGCUUUUAAAAGCGUUUGCAUACGACGACAUGUUCGAAGCGAAGUCGAAACGCGUUAGUCUCGUACAAGCUACGAACGAACAACAUUCUUUUUAAUAUAAUCUUACUUAUUAUAAGAAGACGUUUGUCCAAUCAAUAAAAGGUAAAUGAAAAUCUUGUUUGUUGUUAUUAAGAGUUUUAUAUUAAUAAAGAAAAGAUAAUCACAGAAUAAGCGUUGGUCAAGACUGAGUUGACAUUACACCCAUCUUGUCAUUUGGCACCCAUUACAAUCAAUACUGAAAGUUGUUUUUAUACCAUCCAUUGCACCAGUCUUUUAACUGUGUGGGUACGAGGGGUAAACAGUAAGAGUUAAAACUAUACUCGCUCCCCAGUUUCCAGGCUUGGUCAACCCUUUCAUCACACUUUGUUCAUGACGUGGACCAUAUUACAUUGGUAUAAGGCUCAUAAUACAAUCAUUAUUUUGUAAAAAUAAAAUGCGCGUGUUUUAUUCAAGAAUACAGCAUUUUUUGUUAUCUAUUUGUUAUCUAUUUGUUGGUAUGUCCCCGAUCUAGUUUUAAUUGUGACUCAGUGGUAAUUUGUAGGUCGUGUACCUCGCAUAACCUCCUCUGUUCAUAGAGGAUGGGUUUCGACUUAUCAUCAGGGUCCGUCAGUAAACAAUAUUAAAAAAAAAGACAGUUUUAAGUAAAAAUGAUUUACAUGUAUAUUAAAAUAAUGUAAUACAGAAAUCUUCAUUAGGGUUCGAAUCCCAAUUUAGCGGAUACUUCCGAGAGCAACAUGGUGGAACUUAACGAUAAAUCCCUCUCUCCCAUGAGAGAAGAGGAUAGAUUAAAAAAAUACCUGCUAAAGCUAAAUGUUUAAACUCAUAUUGUUAGAACCAGAAAGCGUGAAAUUGACCUUCACUAAAAGAUAGACUACGAUAAUUAAAGUAUAAAAAUCGCGAUGUACAAAAGAUACUGUAAGUAGGUAAAAAAUGUAUGCUAUGCUAGUAUAAAUAAAUGCUAAGACUUUAUAAUAUAAAUGAGAAGUAAUAAAUACUAUCUAGGCAA